UCUUCAAAACUCUUCGAAAGAGACACACCAUGGGAAAGAUUACGCUUUACGGAAUAGACCGCAGCCCCCCCGUUCGAUCGGUGCUCUUGACCCUUCGAGCUCUGGAGCUGGACUUUGAGUACAAGAUCGUGGAUCUCUCCGCCAAGGAGCAGCUGAGGCCGGAGUUCCUCAAGAUGAAUCCCCUGCACACGGUCCCCACGUUGGAUGACGAUGGCUUCUACCUGUACGACAGCCACGCCAUCAACGCCUACCUGGUGAGCAAGUACGGCAAGGAGGACUCUCUCUACCCCAAGGACCUCCAGCAGAGGGCGAUCGUGGAUCAGCGUCUGCACUACAACUCCAGUGUGAACACGCCCACUGGCAAGGCCAUUACCUUUCCCAUCCUCUACAAGAAUGAGUUCCAAAUUCCGAAAGCCAAAAUCGAUGCCUUGGAGGGGGUUUAUAAAAACCUGAACUUAUUUCUGACAGACCACGAGUACUUGGCUGGAAGUAAUCUGACCAUAGCCGAUUUCCAUGUCAUCGCUUGGAUAACUGGGAUGGUUGUCUUCCUCGAGGUGGAUGCCAACAAAUUCCCCAACUUGGCCAGUUGGUUGAAACGAAUGAAGCUAUUGCCUUACUACGAGGAGGCCAAUGGUUCCCGGAUAGCCCAGGUGGUGGAGUUUGUUAAAAGCAAGAACUUGACCAUUGUUUAGAUA
Messenger RNA from Drosophila bipectinata, 695 nucleotides. Its product is annotated as glutathione S-transferase 1-like. Gene Ontology annotation, molecular function: glutathione transferase activity. NCBI's taxonomy places the organism in Eukaryota, Metazoa, Arthropoda, Insecta, Diptera, Drosophilidae. The record is from RefSeq and is a predicted model, not a curated record. Gene Ontology annotation, biological process: glutathione metabolic process.